AUGACUGUGAGAAGUUCGAGCUUUGGGGAGGUCAAUAAUUUCAAGUCGAUUCUCAAAAAUCUUGAUUUCGAUAAGCAGCGUCUGAAAAAAGAGCUGAUAAAAGACCACGACGAGAACUCGCUGAAGAUUCUUGAAGCGUACAAAGCUGCCAGACAAAAAUUGCGCGAUCAAUUCAAAAGACUUCAGCGAGAAAAUAGAAACCGGGCGAAAAAGCGACACAAAAUGAUUUGCUCACUUGAGAAGGCAAAGAGAGCAAUGAAGAGAUCUUACGCCGAGGCGACAGAGACCUGCGACGCUGAGGCUGAAAAAAUGGAGGAUCUAUUUGGCGAGAAUUGGGCGAAUUACUGCGAAGAAAUCCUGGCGCCUGAUGGAAGAACAUUUGUGGCAGAGGAAUGUUCUCCUACUCUUGGGUUUUUCGAAAGAACAAGCGCUAUGAAAGACCUUUGGACUACGGAAGAUUCAGAGGAGAUGGAGAAUGUUUAUAUGCGUAAUAGAAAAGCUCCUCCUGGGUUCGCCAAGAAAAUCAACGAAGAAGAGCAGGUAUCGGUUGAUGAAUCCUCUACUUGCGAUACGAAAGAUGAAAUUACUCGAUCCCCUCUUCGAUCCAUCGACACAAAUGAAAAGCUGACGGUCAGCUUGACCCGCAAGACUCCAUCCUUGCCACCUGGUUUUGAAAAUAGCUCAUUGGAGAACCACAGUGAAGAAGAACCGGAUGAAAACACACCCUCUACGAAUCCAGAAGAUAUCAUCAGAAAGAUAAUCAUCGAGAAGACUACGACUCCAUCUCGCUCAACGCUCAAGGCUCCUCCUGGACUCAGCAAGCCCUUCUACAACCGUGGCUCUCUUCCAAGCACUCCCAAGUUUCUGAAGGAAGUUUCAAAGCGAACCCCUCCCGGUUUAUCAGUAGACGCAACAGAGAAAGAUGAAGAGGAUACAGCGCCAUCAACAUUUACUCCUCCAUCGUUUCUUCAGCCAAUAGCAUCAGCAGUGCCAAUGUUUGGCCAACAGAUGAACCCUCUUUUUGGCACUUUCGGUAGCUUCACAAAUUUUGCUUCAACGCCAAUGCUUCCUUCAUAUGUCGAUCCUUCGACUGCCUUCAACUUAUACAAUCAACUUGGAGCCAAGAGCUCUGAAAAGGACUCUGAGCCAGAUCCGAUAACAUGUCAGUGGAACGCUUUAGCCACCGACCAGGGUAUGAGCGAAAACGCUUCAAAUGCCCCAGAAAGUGGAAUAGAGACUUUACCAGCAAGCAAUCUUGAGACUUCCGCAUCACUGACUGUAACUCCUGAAACGAAAGAAGAAAGAACCGCUUCCAGACUGACGAACAACUCGAUUGAGACAGACCUCAAUCCCAACGCACCAGAAUUCAAGCUCUAA
This is a messenger RNA of Oikopleura dioica, 1377 nucleotides long. The record is from the annotation of a GenBank genome assembly. Lineage: Eukaryota; Metazoa; Chordata; Appendicularia; Copelata; Oikopleuridae.